AUGUUAGGAUCUCGAUUCUUGAAGAAAGUCCGAGAGAUUGCCGGCACCAAGGACAUUGAAGGCACCGUUCAUCGCGCACUAACAGCUCCUGAUGCCGACGCCACCGAGCUUUUCGCCACGUUUCGGUCUACCGUUGAUCGAGAUGAGAUUAUCGACGUGAUUGUCCAACAAUCAAUCGCUCAUUCUGCAAUCUGCAAAAAGCUGACUUCCGGGCACCUGGAAUUCCUCGUUGAACAUUACCGCCUACUCGCUGUCGGCUCAGCAUCAACGCUUUUGAAGAAGCUGGCGGAGAAGGCGACAACAACGUCUGACGGUCUACGCAACAUCAUAUUUCUGAUCAACCACGCGAUCCAGCAUAUGAAUGUUAUUGGAUCCGAAAAAUUGUGCCACUUCAUCCUCGACUAUCUGCCCUCGACGAUCAAUUCACUUCGGUCUACUGCCAAAGGCCUGAUUUAUCCCUUGCUCCAAACCUACUUUGACGUGUAUAUUUUCUUGCACAAAGAUUUGGCUUCGUCACGAAAUGACUUUGGCUCAGGAUUGGUUGAUUUUGAGAGUGAUCCAUUCUUCACUUUGCUCAUUGAGUGUCUUUCGACAAAGGCGGCUUCAAAGCACCCAGCGCUCCCCGAUGUGCCUUCAAAUGACGUCGAUUGGGAUAUGAACGCCCAGGCCACGAUGAGCCGCUACAUUUUGCGACAUGCUACCUCAAUCCGCUACCAACAAAAUUUUGCAGAGAAACUGGUGUUCGCCAUUAAAACUUUUUUGGCUUUUGACAAGGUGGAUGAACUCGAAGAAUCUAUCGCCGAAUCAAACCUUAUUUUGCGAAGCGAUGUCGAAUCUUUCUGGGAUCCGCUAUCCACGGCGUUGGUUUCUGUCCUGGGAGCCAGCUUUGAGAAUGAGGGGACGGAUAGCGAACCAGUGAAGAAAAAGCGUAAGAAGGGAAUUGAAGCCGUGUCUGUGGAUCACUCGUCUUUGAAACGGUUGUUCACCUGUGUAGAUGCUCGGGAGAUGACGGCAGAUAAAUUUGCCGCUAUGAUUAGCUUGGUUAUCCGCGGGACGAAGUCGCCAGAUAAUUCGUUGUCCAUCGUAUCGUGGGAUAUUCUAUAUUCGCUGAUCGUCGAACAAUCGACGGAUGUGGCCGUGAAGCUGACAACCCUUCCGAAUGAGGAGAUCACGACUGCUCUUCUGGAUGCCCCAUCAUUUCCAGAGGGCGCCGAGUUGUUCAAGAUCUAUUCUCUUAUCUGGCGUAUAUUCGCAUUCAACCAAAAGCUCCUGAAGAAGCUACGGAAAGCCGAACCCUCCGCCGAAACCCGCGACUUAUUUACGGUGGCGAAGCUGCGGCUGGCAUCCAGCGGGGCCUUCAGUAUAUCACAGAUUUCGGCCGAAGAUGUUACGCAUUUGGUGAAAGCGACUUUUGAUGGAGAGGGGCGGCAGUUAGGAACUUGCCUGCUCGAUGCUCUUGUUUCGUGGAAUAGGGACAAUGUGAAUGAGGCCAUCGAAUUGAACGUCAUCGAUUCAAAGAGGCGAAAGAAAUUGGCUGACUUUGCCUUCAAUAGCAUCACGGACCAUGCCGCGACGUCCUCACAGAAGUCGAUUGCCCUCGAGUUUUUCAAGUUGCGCGCCGCCACGUUCUUGAAGGAGUCGAGCAAGAUCGAGAAGGCACACAUUGAACGGCUGCUCGAUUGGGAGAUCCUGGCGGCGAUUGAGCCGCAUCUGGUGGCCACGAUUGUUGAGAAGGCUCAGCCACCUGAUCUCGUCAAGCUCAUCGAUUCUUACCCAAUUACAAGCAACAAUUCGAAGCUCUUACUUGCCCUUGACGCUGUUCUGUGCCCGAAGUUGCAGAAAUUCGUGGACCCGAUUGUCGAAAAGCUCCGAACAAUACUCUCGAACUCUUGUGAAAUGGAGGAAUCGAUUCAGUUGUCUGCUACCAUCCUUCAGAACCUAUGUGCCCCAAAGAAUGCCAUCAACGAUUUGGUCGGCCUAAUGACGAGCUUGGUUUUGAAUCUGCUAACGCUGCCCGGCCAGAAACUCUCGGAGAACAGCUAUGCCCUGGUCCACUGCGGCAAACUGCUUAGUUCGUUACUCCGAGCCGCUCCCCACAAAAUUCUGCAUGAUCGUUGCGCAACGUACAUUGGACUGUUCGGCUUGUAUUUGCAAAAGGUGACAUCGUUUGUCGAAAAAACCCUGGCGAUGGCCAGAUUCCACAACUUCGCGAUAGUUGUGAAGCGAAUUGUGGGAGGAAUCUCGACAUAUGAGGAAUUUUUCGAAAUGACUAUUCCCGGAACGCUGGCAUCCACGGUCCUCGGCUGGGAACAUUUACCGUUGACGUUCAUUAGACUUACAUCAAUCAUGCGCCCGAAACUAUCUGCUUGCUUGGCAACCAACCUGCCUCCAAGCGAGAAACGCGCUUUUUCACGUUUGAUGGAAAAUGUGAAACGAGCCAACAAGAAAACGUCU
This is a messenger RNA of Mesorhabditis spiculigera, 2454 nucleotides long. Lineage: Eukaryota; Metazoa; Nematoda; Chromadorea; Rhabditida; Rhabditidae. The record is from the annotation of a GenBank genome assembly.